CAAAUUCGCCCUGACCUCCAAUAUAUCAAAGGCUCAAAUCCCGGUCUUGGCUCGUCAUAUCAGGCGCAAGCCUAUGUCUUUUCUGCACAGUCGGCUUCCUCAACGCAUUCGUAUUAUGCCUCCGACCAACUCUCUGAAACCAGCCAAUCGACAAUCGCCUGGCUGGGUGCCGUUGCAAUCUUCUUCCUAUUCUCAAUUUCCGUGAUCUCCGGCUUAAUCCUUGAUAUAUUCGGACCUGAAUUAAUGUGUUGGGCCGGUGCAAUAGGCACCGUGUUUUCGAUUAUGAUGAUUUCGCUCUGUCGGGAAUUUUACGAGUUUGUACUUGCACAGGGUAUAUUGCUUGGUAUCUCAAUGGCGCUGAUUACAUGGCCUAUGCUAGCACUUGUGGGAAAGUGUAUCAAUGCAGAGAAUCGUGGUGCGGCGUUGGGGAUUGUUAUCGCAGGAUCUUCGCUGGGUGGUGUUGUUUGGCCGAUUGCUAUUGAUAAUCUGUUGAAGGCAGGUGGGAUUGGGUUUCCAUGGACAAUGCGGAUUGUAGGGUUUAUUAUGAUCCCGUGUCUUGGUUUCGCCUGUCUUGUUGCGAAGGAGCCGCCAAAAAUCACUUCUGAGGUUGGCCAAACCGAACAGAAGGAUGGUGUGGAUAUUACCGCUCGUGUCAAGGUUAGUAGCAAGUCAGAGACUGUGGCUCUCUCCAAAAAGCCAGCUUUACAGCUUCUUUCGCUUGCUAUGUUCAUCACAUACUUCGGAAUGUUCUCGCCGUUCUUCUUUACAACUUCAUAUGCCGUCGAAAAGGGAUUCUCUUCGAGUUUCGCAUUUUAUACCGUCUCCAUUGUCAAUGGAGCUUCUUUUGUCGGUCGUGUUGUCCCAGGAUUUUUGGCUGACAAAUAUGGGAAGUUUAAUUGUGUUAUCUUGUCCACAUUGUUGGCUGGUGUAAUCGCACUGUGCUGGACAAAAGUGAAUUCUGUGGCUGGAUUAGGUGUCUGGUGCGCCGCUUAUGGACUUGCAUCGGGGGGAAUCAUCUCACUCCAACAAGCUUGCGCUGCGCAAGUUGCCACACCUUCUACUAUGGGCCUUGCUAUUGGAACCGUGGCAGCUUCUGUUUCGCUCUCUGCUAUGGCAAAUGUUCCGAUCAGUGGUGUACUAGUCGAGAAAUUUGGAUACCUCUCCUUAUCCCUCUUUUCGGGAGUCUCGCUGAUUCUUGGAGGCAUAUUUCUCAUCGCUGCCAGGUUAGUGCAGGAUAAGCACUUCUUUGCCGUCAUUUAG
Penicillium taxi is the source of this 1260-nucleotide messenger RNA. RefSeq lists its product as uncharacterized. Gene Ontology annotation, biological process: transmembrane transport. The record is from RefSeq and is a predicted model, not a curated record. NCBI's taxonomy places the organism in Eukaryota, Fungi, Ascomycota, Eurotiomycetes, Eurotiales, Aspergillaceae. The transcript is spliced from 4 exons. Gene Ontology annotation, cellular component: fungal-type vacuole membrane. The annotation marks the transcript as partial. Gene Ontology annotation, molecular function: transmembrane transporter activity.